AUGUCCGACAAGAAUUCAUCGCGGUUCACACCGCAGAACAAGACGACUAAUGAACGACUCUCCACGCACACGGUCGGCCUCGUCGCGCUAUCCGACUUCCGCAAGCGCCGUGCCGAAGUCCUCGAGCAGCAGGAGCGCGAAGCCCACGAGGCUGCGUUCUCAGGCACGUCCACACCGGAUCGUUCCGUGACAGACACUCCUGACAACGCUGGCAGUGACGCGGGAGACGGAGCACGUCCCGUGAAGAAGAAGAAGAAGAAGAAGCAGGGCAAGAAGCUGCUCUCGUUUGACGACGAGGAAGAAGACGGGCAGGACGCGCCAUCACCGAGACCGACCUCGAAGCUGAGAGACACCGCCGCCGACGGGAGCGACAGCGAAACCAAAGGCAAGGCGAAGUUCAAGGCCAAUGCCGCUGUGGGAAUUGUGCCAAAGUCCAUGACGAAGGCAGCGCUGCGAAAAGAAGCCGACGAGCGAGACACAUUGCGCCGCGAGUUCCUGGCCCUCCAGGAGGCCGUCAAAGCGACCGAGAUUGCGAUACCGUUUGUUUUCUACGAUGGCACAAACAUCCCCGGCGGCACGGUCCGAGUUAAGAAGGGCGACUACACAUGGGUGUUCUUGGACAAGAGCAGGAAGGUCGGCGCGGAACUUGGAGUUGGAGAAAAGGCCAACGCCCGUAGGGAAUGGGCGAGAGUAGGCGUUGACGACUUGAUGUUUGUCCGUGGAACGGUGAUCAUACCACACCAUUACGACUUCUACUUCUUUGCCAUGAACAAGGCCCUCGGCCCAGGUGGCCAGCCGCUGUUCGAGUACAGCGCAGAUCCCCCGAAAAAUCGAGCACCGACCGACCCUGCUGCCAGUCCUCUCACCACUCCCGCCUCCAAAGCUGCUGCCCUCCGAGCUCUCCCCGACAUCAACACCCUCGAGGGCGCGACUGAUGACCCGAAUCUGACCAAGGUGGUUGACCGGAGGUGGUUCGAGAAGAACAAACACAUAUAUCCGGCUAGUGUGUGGCAGGAAUUCGACCCGGAGAAGGAUUAUUCCUCAGAGGUCCGGAAGGAUGCUGGUGGAAACACUUUUUUCUUCUCGCGAUGA
This is a messenger RNA of Ilyonectria robusta, 1092 nucleotides long. RefSeq names its product XAP5, circadian clock regulator-domain-containing protein. The transcript has 2 exons. Gene Ontology annotation, biological process: chromatin organization. Gene Ontology annotation, cellular component: nucleus. NCBI's taxonomy places the organism in Eukaryota, Fungi, Ascomycota, Sordariomycetes, Hypocreales, Nectriaceae. Bases 1 to 1092 code for a protein of 363 amino acids. The record is from RefSeq and is a predicted model, not a curated record.